AUGAGCGAUUUUGACCAUGGCGAAUACGGCGAGCCCUUCGAGAUGACGUGGGAUCUGGAGGACGCAGCAUCACAACUCGUUCCAGAAGAGACCAUACCAAGGAUGUUUGCAGCCAACCUCUCAGACGUCGCUCAACAAAGUAUUGUUGGAGACGACAAUUCCCUGGCCUCAGAGCGUGGUCUCGACGCUGUGACACAGGUUGUCCCAGAGGCAUUGCCGAAGACGACGGAGAAGCUCGAGAGACUUCAACGUCAAGUCACUACACUCGUACAGAACGACCACAAUGAUACGUUGGAGCUUGAAGCGCUGGAGAGAGGAUUGCACGACAAGUCGGAUGCAUUGUCUCAGAUAAGGCGUAAGCUUGAUCGUGCGGGCAUUAAGAUCGAAAGGCAGGCAUCGCAGAUUACAAGACUGGAGAACACCGAAUUAUCGCUGUCAACAACCAUCGACAAGCUGAAUCUCCAACUAACUGCCGCCAAAGAUCUCAUUCUCCAAGUGACCGCCGCCAAUGACACCGAGAUCCAGCAAUCAACAACCAUCAGAGAUCUCAACCUCCAACUGGCCGCCGCAAGGCACCACGAGUCACUGCAGUCGGUACGCGUCGAAGAGCUUGAUCGCCAGCUAUCAGUCGCCAAGGAAGAUCAUCGCGGUGAAGUAAGGAAACUUAAAGUCAAGCAUCAAGCCAACCAAGUUGAACAACGCCAUGCUGGUGAGAUGAGGAAAAUUGCGAAGAGACGCAAUCCUUACCAGUUUCGCAUCAAAGAGCUGGAGGCAGCCUUGACUACAUCCAAGCAAGACGUCGAUGACACUAUCAAGAACGCCAUGAAAGUGCAUGGCUUCAGCGGGGCGAAGGCGAAGAGCAAUCCUCACAAGGAAGAUGUUGAUGUCAUGCUCGAUCGCAUACAUGAGCAGAUGCUGGACUAG
This is a messenger RNA of Ramularia collo-cygni, 924 nucleotides long. RefSeq lists its product as uncharacterized. The record is from RefSeq and is a predicted model, not a curated record. The transcript has 2 exons. NCBI's taxonomy places the organism in Eukaryota, Fungi, Ascomycota, Dothideomycetes, Mycosphaerellales, Mycosphaerellaceae. The coding region runs from base 1 to 924 and encodes 307 amino acids.